Ostertagia ostertagi is the source of this 2070-nucleotide messenger RNA. The record is from the annotation of a GenBank genome assembly. Lineage: Eukaryota; Metazoa; Nematoda; Chromadorea; Rhabditida; Trichostrongylidae.
AUGGCAACAUCCGGUCACAUCAAGGGCCAGCUUACGAAAGCCACGAACGCGCUGAAGGCAAGAAUCUCUCUAGUCCAGGAGAUUCUGGUCAACAACCGCGCUGACGAGGUGAAAGCCGAGCAAGGCCCCCUUAGUCCAGCAGAAGUUAAACAACUUCUAGUAACAUCGGCGACCGCAUUAGUUCAUCUCAUGGAGACCCUACAAGGGAAGUGGACUAGUGCCGAAAACUACGCGAAAGGUGUAACAACCGAGGCUGAGCGUUUCGCCCUGCUCCAAGAGUUUGCUGACCACUGGGACAGCAUUAGAGCGGACGAAGCACUCAUCAACGCGAAAGCACUAGUCAGGUCGAUAGAAGAACAGUUACGAGACCUUACCAAAACCCCGGUCACUCCCUUGAAGGUAGUCGACGUCUCCGAUAGUUCAGCUUCUAGUUCAGAACUGUUGGUUCACGUGCCUAAGUUGGAGCUUCCGGACUUCUAUGGAGAGCCCAGCGCCUUUCCUGAGUUUUGGGAACUCUAUCUAGCCGCGAUACAUAACAAUCCUAGUAUUCCAGCCGCGGUAAAGUUCCUACACCUCAAGAGCAAACUCAAGGGAAAAGCAAAAGACCUAAUCGCCUCCAUAGAACUGUCCCCUAACAACUACUUGGAAGCAGUCAACCUACUUCUUAGCACGUUCAAUCGGCCAGACGUUCUUCGGAAUAAACUGUUUGAGCAGUUGGAGGCCCUAAGUCCAGCGUCCGAGUCGCCUAUUGCACAACGUACCACCUUGUGCAAAAUCAAAGCGAUAUGGAUGCAAUUGAGAAAUCUUAAAGAACAGCCAGGAGCCACUGGGACGAUGCGGAUCAUUCGAGCCAAAUUUCCCCACUCUACAAGACAGAGAGUUGGAGAAAUGAGGCAACGAGACGAUCAUUGGACGGUGGAAGAACUACUUCAGGCUUUCGACCGAGUAAUCGAUCGACUUGAAGUAAUGGAAGACACCGACCCAAUGACGGAAGUGACAUCAUACACGUCCGCAGUGCAUACUCCUCGAAUUAGUUCAGCUAGUGGCCCCAGAAGAACGCACCAGUAUAGGCCAACCAACAGACAUAGUUCAGCUUCGAGUCCUCAGCGACACAGAUCCCCGCAGAGACAUGAGACCAGCUCAAACGAACCUCGCUGCGUGUUCUGUGUCAUGAAAGGACACGACCCCACACAGUGCAGAGAAGUCGGGACAGUGCACGCACGUAGAACAUUGGCCGCAGAGUUACAACUCUGCUGGAAAUGUCUAAAUCGAGGACAUCAAAGCGUGGACUGUAACGCACCUCACUGCAAUACGUGUGGAGGAGGACAUCACAGCGCGCUCUGCUACAGAAGGAGGAAUACGUAUCGAAGUCCAAGUAGAUCCAAUAGUCCAGCACGUAGCCGCUUCGGUAGCACAGAGCGCUAUGAUUCCAACUAUUACAGAUCUAGUUCAGGAGAUAGAUCCAGAAGGAUCUCUCGCUCACCUAGUCCAGCUCGUAGGGGUAGGUCCCCAGUCGUGCGUCAGAACACGACCCGUAGAAGUUCACCCCACCCUAGGGUAGACUUCAAGACCUCACCCACUACACACACUUACUCUAGUCCAGCGUGGAUGCAUCAAACCCAAGAUGCAGACUAUUCCACAGACGGCUCUGAGUCGAGGUCAUCAUGCGAGUCUCACGAAGACGUGUUCCUAACAAACACAGUUCAACUGGUGGAAACACCACUUGAACCAGUAGUGAGCAGUACAGCUAACCGCAUGAGCAGUUCUCUCCUCAUGAUAGCCCGAGCACUAACAAAAAAUCAUAUCACAAAGACUGAGCAAGUACUUACGAUUCUCCUCGAUAGCGGAUCCCAGCAUAGCUAUAUCAAAGAAGACAUAGCUAAAGCUUUGGGAUUGAAGCUAAGGCAACCAAAGGAUAUAACAACUAUAGCCUUUGGAGGCCAUGCUCAAACAGAAACAUCGUAUCGAGUUAGAAUUGUACUACACAAUGAGACAGAUGGGAGACCGACACGUCUCAACCUAUGGACACGCAAAGUCCAUAACCUCUGUCCCGCACAGCUCGUCGUUUAG